UCAGAUUAGCCUCCAGGCUUCACUCCCUCCCUCCAAGAUCCAACAUUCAAGGCUUCAACUCAAUCAAUCAUCAAUCGAUCUUCAAUCUUCAUCAAGAACUGGUCACGGCACAUAAUCGAUUCACUCUUCUUUAAUUAAUUCGUAGCUUUUGGUAACUUCUUUAUUUAAUAGUGAAGGUCACACUGGUCACGGCACAUAUCUUUUUACUUGCUGUUUGUUUGCUGCUGUCCGUGAAGAAGGCGGGUGAAAGCACAACAAAUGGGCAAGACAAGCAAAGAUUCAGAUGCCAUGCCUGCAAAGAUGGAAAAGAGUUCAUUAAAAAAUAAGGCCAAGACCAACGAUCUGUGGCAUGUUGGUGACAAACUUGAAAUAAAUGGUGAUCUCUUGACGGAAAAAGGUAAUAAGCUUAGGCAGAAGAAAAGAAAAUCGGAAACAGUUGAAGGUAGAGAUGAAGAUCAAGAGGAUAAGGGUAAUUUGUUAAAUGAUGGUGAUUUACCAAAAAAGGAUAAGAAGAAGAGGAGAAGAGCCUUUUCUGAAAAAGCACAAAUCGAAGAAAAUGAACAGGGCCAAGAUGAUGGACCUGCUGUAGAGAGAGAUGGUGAUCAAAAAGUGGUUAAAAUAAAAAUCAGUGAUGGGAAUGGAGGUGGAAUGUCUCUGGAUAAUUGCCAAGGAGAUAUGAUCGGGAAAAUGGGUAAGAAAAAGAAGAAGAGAACAGACACUCGAAAUCGAGAUACUGAAAUGAUUGGGAUUAUGACCGAGGAAUCAACUCUCAAGACACAAGGUACAGAAGAUCAACAUGACAAGAGUAAUUCAGCUAAUGAAGGUGCAGGUGAAGAUCAAUAUGAUAGGGAUAAUUUGGUAAAUGAUGGUGAUUUACUGAAGAAGGAUAAGAAGAAGAGGAAAAGAGAUUCUUCUCAACAGGCACAUGUUAAAGAAAACCGACAGGGUCAAGUUGAUGAAGCUACUGUAGAGAAAGUUUGUGACCCAAAGCCGCAAGAAAAAGCAAUCAGUGAUGGGGACGGAGCUAAAAUAUCCAAAGAGGAUUGCCAAGAAGUUAUCUUGGAGAAAGCCGAUAAGAAAAAGCAAAAGAAGAAGAAGAAGAUGACUGACCGUCAAAGUUCGGGUACUAAAAUGAACGGGAUUUUGGCUGAGGAAUCAACUCUCAGGACAGGUACAGAAGUCAACAAAGGUAUAAAGAACAAUUCUGUUGAACACAAUUCCGAGAAACAAAUAGUCAAAGGUAAAGGUAUUAAAGUGACAACCACGCCUGUGAAGAACAUGGAGGAACCAAAUGCAAAAGGAAAAUCCAAGAAAGUUAGCUUCUCGGGUCUUGUAGAGGUCUUCCCAUCAUCAGAUACUCAAACAGAAACAGAUACUCAAACAGAAACAGAUGGUCUGCUUCGGGCUGCUAGAUUUACUCCAGAGGAAGACAAGAUUAUAAAAGAAGCCGUUCAUAAUUUUAUAGCAGCUAAUAACUUGGGAGACAACGGUAUAGAGAUGGUCCUGGAUAGUAAGAAACACGGAUUGAAAAAAUGUUGGCAAGAUAUUGCAACUUGCAUACCGUACCGUCCCUAUACAGCUGUCUACUGCCGAGGCCGUAAUUUGUUAGCAAGUAGCAAAACCCGUGGAUGGACACCCGAAGAGAUUGAACAGUUGAUGGAACUUCAUAAAAAAUAUGGUAAGGACUGGAAGAAGAUAGGGCUAGAACUCGGGAGACAUAGGAUUCAUGUCAAGGAUGCGUGGCGAAGACAUAAGUUUGAGAAUAAAAAGACAGGAGCAUGGAGUCAAGAAGAGUACCAGAAUUUAUUUGACCUCGUUAACUUGGAUUUGCAAAUGAAAAUUAAUGGCGAGAAAAAGUCAAAGCACGGGAUGCUGAGAGAUAAUAUUCCCUGGUCUGCAAUUAGCGAUAAAUUAUUAACCAGGUCAAAUCCAAUAUGUUGCAGAAAGUGGUAUGAUCAGUUGCGAUCAUCUUUGGUGGCUGAAGAGAAAUGGAGUGAAACUGAUGAUUAUAAGAUGAUUGGUGCACUUUAUGAACUUGAUGCUGCUUGUGUUGAAGAUGUAGAUUGGGAUAAUCUUCUCGAGCAUAGGCCAGGUGAUAUAUGUAGAAAAAGAUGGGAACAAAUGGUUAAACACAUAGGCCAUAAGGGCAAGCCAUUCGCUGAACAGGUUGACACCUUGGCUCAACGUUAUUGCCCAGAUUUAGCUGACAUCAGAGAGGCUUGGGAUAAGAAACCUCUUGUUCCAUGAGGUUCGUGUUCUUUUUCCUUGUAAUACGAUCAUUAGCCUUAAAAAUUGUGUUCAAUCUAUUAAUUAUCAUUUUUUUUUUAUAUAGAUGUGUAUGUCAGAUUGGCAAAUCUGGUAUAUCGAGCACUUUAUGGUGUUUUUUUUGGUACUAAAAUCCUUGUUUUAAACUAUGAAAUAUUAUACAUACUAUUGCUAACAA
Messenger RNA from Erigeron canadensis, 2443 nucleotides. RefSeq names its product RNA polymerase I termination factor-like. The coding region runs from base 259 to 2247 and encodes 662 amino acids. NCBI's taxonomy places the organism in Eukaryota, Viridiplantae, Streptophyta, Magnoliopsida, Asterales, Asteraceae. The transcript has 2 exons. The record is from RefSeq and is a predicted model, not a curated record.